AUGGAUGAUUCAACGGAGUUGAAGUGUCCUGAUAACAAUACCGGGAACCCAGCCUUGACAAUGACCACACAGGUCGCUGCCAUUUUGGUUUUAUCUCAUGUUUUUCAGAUCUUCCUCAAACCCUUGGGCCAACCUGCUCCGCUUGCUCAGAUCCUCGCGGGAUUCGUGCUAGGUCCAUCAGGUUUAUCAAGAUCACCAAGAAUACACGUGUUCUUCUUUCAGAAUUUUGCCGUUGAUUUCUACGAAAGUCUGGCAUUGUACUGUAGAAUUAGUAUCAUGUUUCUCAUGGGGCUCGAGAUGGACGUUCCUUAUCUAAUGCGAAACUUACGCCCAGCAAGCAUUAUUGCAUUUGGUGGUUGUUUCAUGUGCACAGUCUUUGCAGCUGCUAUUUCUUAUUUCGUGUAUGAUGAGACAGGAUCUCGUGGAUCACAUUUCACAUUGGCUUUAGUAAUCACAGUGAUUUUAGCCAACACAGCUUCUCCCAUUGUAUUUCGGUUAGCAGCUGAUUUGAAGUUUGCGACCUCUGAUAUUGGCCGACUCGCUAUAUCUUCUUCUUUGAUUGGAGACAUGUAUGCUGUGUUCAUUUUGGUUCUAGUCUCGGGGGAAAAACACAAACGAACGGUUAACGGUUGGGUACUCAUGGCCUUCUGUUCACUCCUACUUCUUGUGGGCAUUAUUAUUUUCACAACACACUUAGUUAACUGGCUUAACCGCCGAAAUAGAAACCAAAAGAACCUUCAAGCCUUAGAAGUGAUGAUAAUCUGUUUGGUCAUUCUUGUUGCGGCCAUGACUCUGGAAACCAUGGGAUUUAGCAGCAUAAUAGCAUGUUUUCUUAUGGGGUCGACGUUCCCAAGGGGAGGGAAAUCAGCUCGAACGUUAUUGGCCAUCCUCACGUAUAUGGUUCACAACUUCAUAUUCCCCAUCUACUUUGGCUACACCGGGUUCAAAGCCGAUACAACUUAUAUAAACGAGUUAAAGAAGAUUGGCAUUGUUGUAAUGGUUAUUGUGUUGAGCAUUGGUGGCAAGAUCCUCGGCACCCUUUCCGCUUGUCGUUAUCUAAAGACGCCAUUAAACGAGGGUGUUCUUCUUGCUGUUCUAAUGAACAUGAAGGGGCAUGUAGAUAUUUUGACCUUGACAACAGCUAUGCAAAAUAAAGUGUUAACGAGUGCGAUAUUCUACAAUUUGAUGGUUUCAGCUGUGGUGAUUAGUUCCCUAAUCUCAGCUGCACUAAUCGGUUUCUUGGUGAGAAGAGAAAGCAAUACAAUCGGUCUCAAGCACAUACCGAUGGAAUUUCACAGUCCCGAUAAGGAACUAAAACUACUUGCGUGUGUGCAUAGUCGCCACCCCGUCAACACCAUGGUCAGGCUCAUUGUAUCACUAAGAGGGUCCGAUGAUGUCCCUAUUUCUCCGUACUUAAUGCAUUUGAUCGAGCUUCCCGAGAAAAUAAAGAAGAGUUCAUCAUAUUAUGAACCAGAAGAAGAUGAAUUUAGUGAUGAUGAAGAUUAUUGCAGCAAUGAUGUUGUGGAGAUAAAUGAGGCUGUUGACAUUUUCAUUGAAGAGACCCAAAUGAUGAUCCAUCAAGUUCAAACAAUUGCACCUUUCUUCAGCAUGUAUCAAGAUGUUUGCGAUUUUGCUGAUGAUAUUCGUGCAUCGUUUAUCGUUCUUCCGUUUCAUAAACAUCAAAGAAUCGAUGGGAAAUUCGAGAACGACAAGGAAGGUGUGAGGACUACGAACCAGAAAGUGUUGAGAAACGCUCAAUGCUCGGUGGCUAUGCUUGUAGAUCGUGGGCAUACGACUACGGGCACGCAGGCUGCUGGCUCUGAAUCUUUGCAGCAAAUCGCGACUUUGUUUUUUGGUGGGCCGGAUGACCGUGAGGCGUUGGGAUUCAGUAAACGGCUUAGCACGCAUCAUCAUACGAGCCUUACGAUAGUUCGAUUUCUCCCGACAUCAGCGAAAGAUCCUAAUGUGAGGAUUAAUGUUGAUCAGAAGGAUGAUGAUGUUUUGGUGGCUAUACAGGAUCAUGAAACACAGAUUGAAGAGGCAGACAAUUCAGCAUUGGCAAAUUUCUAUCACAGGUACGUGACAUCGGGGAAAGUGAGAUUCGUAGAGAAGUACGUGGAGAACGGGGUGCAAACUGGGAUGAUAUUGAGAGACAUGGCGGAGACAUACUCAAUGUUCGUGGUAGGGAAAGGUGGAAGAGGAGACUGCCUUUUAACUACCGGAAUCAGUGACUGGGAAGAGUGCCCGGAGCUUGGCGUAGUAGGCGAUUUCUUGGCUUCUAGUGAAUUCGAUAUUAGUGGUUCGGUUUUAGUCGUUCAACAACAUAGAUGAGUCCAAUCAUAGGCAGAGGUACGAAUCGUUUCUUCAGAACGAGCAGCUCGUGUUGAAAAGAGCAGGCAUCGGACA
Molecule: messenger RNA, 2406 nt
Organism: Cynara cardunculus var. scolymus (artichoke)
Lineage: Eukaryota; Viridiplantae; Streptophyta; Magnoliopsida; Asterales; Asteraceae
Product: cation/H(+) antiporter 2-like
Exons: 4
Coding region: 1-2331 (776 amino acids)
Biological process (GO): regulation of pH; proton transmembrane transport
Cellular component (GO): endomembrane system; membrane
Molecular function (GO): antiporter activity
Source: RefSeq, a predicted model, not a curated record